This is a messenger RNA of Clonostachys solani, 1734 nucleotides long. NCBI's taxonomy places the organism in Eukaryota, Fungi, Ascomycota, Sordariomycetes, Hypocreales, Bionectriaceae. The record is from the annotation of a GenBank genome assembly.
AUGUCAACUAACCUUGAGCCCUCAGCUUUUCGCAAGGAACGAGUCUUCCCACAGAGAAGACAGAAAACCGAGAACGCAAUACCGUUGUCUCUUCUCGAUGCAACCACCGUCAACUUUGCCCUCACGAACGCUCUGUGGCUUUUUGAGAAGGUAGACCUCGGGGCUGGAGAAGGUACUUCCGAUUUCUGCCUUCGCGACCAUCUCCAACAGUCCCUCAGUGCCACUCUGGAUGCUUAUCCCCAGUGGUGUGGCCACCUAAAGAUAGUCGGGACCAUCGAUGGCAAAGUGGAGGAGGCGGCCAAGCACUUCUCUCCCCAUGCCCGCAGAUUCGGUCGAGUGUAUGCACACUAUGGCACCGAGGAUGAUCCAGGCGUCGAGUUCAUCUCCUGUAGGAGCCCUGCCACUCUGGGCAUGCUCUACCCGGAGUCGCGCACAGCGAAGCAACCGAUCUGGGACCGGCAAGGGGUAUCGCUCAAGGCCUUCAUCCCACAAACCAAGAUUGCCAGCCCGUCGAGCAGCCCCAAAAGUCCAGGUCAAGACGGCCUCCUCGAGCCGCUGCUGGCCAUCCAGCUCACUGAGUUGGCUUGCGGCGGGUUCGUUGUCGCAGCAAAGAUCACGCAUCCGCUAGCAGAUAUCACUUCACUUGUCCAACUGAUCAAAGACUGGUCCAUAGUCAGCAGCGCAAGACUUGCGGGAAGCCCUGAGCCUGGUUUAAACCCAGUAUUUGACCCUGCACUGGUUGAUUCGCAUGCUGCGGGCGACAUCGACGCUGAUCAACCAGACAACAAUCUCGUUGAGCAAACGAGAGAAUUACCCCUUCACAGAUAUGACUGGUGGGCAUCCUCAGAGGGUGCUCCGUGGCCCCUAGAGACACCUAGCGUGUUCCUCGAAAACUCAACUGGUGAGAGCAGUCUCCCGCCAGCAGGAAAAGCCAUGCCGUGGUCUGAAUGGGAUGUCAAGCAGCAUGUCUCCCACUAUACAAUCCAUUUGACCCAUGACCAAAUCGAACACCUCUGGAAGCAAUCAUCAGGCACCAGCGACCGCUCGUCCCCUUCCUCGUCGCCACCAUCGCCCCGGACCAGUCGCCAUGACGCGGUACUGGCUCAUAUCUGGUCAUGCAUCACGCGGGCUCGCAAUUUCCAGCACGACACCGACCCAGUGUACUGCGACCUCGCGUACGGCCUCCGUCCCGUCCUCAAGCUCGGCGAAUCGUUCCUGGGCUCGCCCAUCAUCAUGGUGAGCACCGAGCUAUCCGGCGCCGUGGUUUCUGCCUCGAGUGCACCGGAUGCAGAGGGAGGAGUGGCGAUGGCACUCGCACCCCUCGCCCGGGGCAUCCGAAAAACGCUGGACAGGAUGAGCCGGACAGAGGCCGUCGCAGCGCACCUGCACACGGUGGCGUACGAGAAGUCUCCCCAGCGGAUCUGGCAGGCAUUCCUGGGCAGGCGUCACAUCCUGGUGACGACGUGGGCGCGCGCCGGGCUCUACGAUGUCGACUUCGGACUCGGAUCCAGGGUGGUCUACGCUGACGGGAUCAUUCCCGAGCUGGAUGGCGACGUGUUGAUCAAGGAGGCACCGCCAUCGUGGCAGGCAGACUCGGUCCCGGACACGGCGGCCGGGCGCUCGUGGACUCGUCACGGCGUCGACGUCUCCAUCAAUAUCUGCGACGACGACAUGGCGCGCCUCAUCAGGGACCCCUUGCUGCUGCCAGAGAUCUUGGACGGGGAGGGCGUGUGA